ACACUGUAUUUUCUGUGUUUAAUCUGACGCACUGAAGUGGGUUUACUCCUUCUUUUGUUGUUAUUUUGUUACACAAACCUUACGUAACAAACUACGUAAUGUGCGUAGACUACGUCCCCCCCUCUUGUUCAAAACUCGCGCGACAGCUAGCUCCCUUAUACGACCGUGACGUAUCGGGGUGGGGCCGUAGUCACGUGUUUUUUGGCGUGGCGCAGCAACGCAUCGAAACAUCUCGCUGCGGUACUUGUACUAGAAAGCUGCUGUGUCGGUGGUCUGUGCGUGAUCUGUGCGUGGUCUGCUUCGACUGUAACAACGCUAGGAAACAAACGUGCUCUAUUUCGCCUGUAUCAGCUGUGUGGCCAUAAUGGACAGUGGACUGACAGUAGUGACCAAUCCCACUGUGAAUGUGCGCCUCACGAGCACCAUCUCCUCCUUUGAGGUGCAGCAGAAGUUAAACAGAGGGAUCACUUUAGCAAACCUGAAGGGAAGGUUGGAGAUGGUUGUGGGCGUAUCUCCAUCCUGCAUGGACCUGGAGCUGUACAGUGUCUCUGACAAGUUCAUGCAGAAAAUGGAUGACAACGAAGCUUUGUUGGGUUCCUAUCCCGUGGAUGACAACUGCAGAAUACAUGUUAUUGACAGAAGUGGAGGUCAGCUGGGCGAGUUCACAGAUGUUUCCAAAGUGGAGAAGUUUGAACUCCCAGAUGAAGAAUAUAAUAAGAGAACAGAUACAGUGAGGUCAUUCAUGAAGAAAAAUCGUUUAUGUCACUACAACGAGGAGGAAGUGGCCAAGAAGAAAGCUGAAGUUGCUGCUCGGGAGGAGGAACAGAAGGCUGCUGCUAAUGCGAUAUCUGUUGGCAACAGAUGCAAAGUUCAGGUUCCAGGGCAACCCUCAAAGCUUGGCACAGUUAUGUAUGUUGGUACAACAGAUUUCAAGACGGGCCAUUGGGUUGGUGUGAAGUAUGACGAGCCCCUGGGAAAGCACAAUGGAACUGUUGAAGGGAAGCAAUACUUUGAAUGUGAGAACAAAUAUGGUGGAUUUGUGAAGCCCCUGAGUGUGAUUGUGGGAGACUUUCCAGAGGAGGAUUACGGUUUAGACGAGAUGUAGGACUGUUACAACUGUAACAAAGGAAACGUUUUCUGCCCUGAAAUUUGAGCGCCAACCUCAAGCUGUUCAUCCAUUCACCAACCAGAGAUGACGGAGAGUCAUUGUUAUUGUAACAAAUAAAAUGUUUUGUUUUGCUUUUCUGGAAGGCAUGAUCCAAAGAGCGGCGUUUAAAGUUCUUCUAGGUUUAAGUUCUCUCUCAGUAACACCAGAGCAACCUGAUAGAGGUGAAUGUCAGAGGGAGUACAUCUGUUGGGUGUGCUGGACAUGAUUAUAAUCACAAGAGGAGCUCACACCAACAUAGUUUGAUAAAGGAGAGCGAUUUGUUGCACCUAAGGAAGCAUAAUGAAGGUUAAUGUGUAGUCCUUCACCUCAUGCACUUCUGUUGAGUUUAAUUUAGCCGAUUUACUUGUAUUCGUUGCUCCCACGCUUUUUCAAGAUGGGAUCGAAAAGUCUGAUGACAGUUCAGAUAAUUACAUCUCUCCUCGUUAGGUUUGUAUGAUUGUAUAUAACUGUUAAUAGUUAACAGCAGUCUUAGCAUUUUUAUAAGACUGUAAGUUGCUGAUUGGUGGUCCAAAGAUUGGACAGCUGUCUGUUGAAGGAAAAAUCCCCCCUAAAUUACUUUGACACUAAAAUAGAAAGGUGUAAUUGUACCUUCUAUUCCCGGCUAACAGGACAUUGCAUACAUAUACAUAUACAUAUACAAUUAAGUUAAAUUGGUCAAGCCAUAAACUUAAAUCUGUGCAUAAUGGUCAAACUCCCACUAUUGACAAACACGAAAUUCAGAGUAAAAAAAAACUAAAUCCUCACAAACACUAGUGCAGCACUUCUGUUAGUGGUAUUUCAAGUCACGGGCACCACCCUCACCUUUUCCUCUUUAUUGCUGUCUAUGUAGGGGUGAACAAUGCCUGAGAUAAGAGUGUGAAAGUAGGUGAGGGUAGAUAUUUCCUUUCUAAACAACUUUAAAUUCCUUAAAUUUCAUUUUGUUCGUAUGUUUGUACGUAAACGUCCCAUUUUUGGUUUCCAUGUGAAUCUAAGAUGUAAUUCCCCUUUUUAUUUUUCUGUGACUGAAUUCCUCAUGUUAAACAUUUAAUUGUCUGCAUUUGAUUCUGUCCUGCUUAUAUUGAAACACUGAAAUAAAAAACAGCAUGUUUCAAGUUUAAAAC
This is a messenger RNA of Larimichthys crocea (large yellow croaker), 2268 nucleotides long. RefSeq names its product tubulin folding cofactor B (gene tbcb). Lineage: Eukaryota; Metazoa; Chordata; Actinopteri; Sciaenidae. Gene Ontology annotation, biological process: post-chaperonin tubulin folding pathway; cytoplasmic microtubule organization; tubulin complex assembly. Gene Ontology annotation, cellular component: cell cortex; microtubule plus-end; nucleus. Bases 365 to 1105 code for a protein of 246 amino acids. The record is from RefSeq and is a predicted model, not a curated record. The transcript has 7 exons. Gene Ontology annotation, molecular function: alpha-tubulin binding; microtubule plus-end binding.